Messenger RNA from Neoarthrinium moseri, 591 nucleotides. RefSeq lists its product as uncharacterized. NCBI's taxonomy places the organism in Eukaryota, Fungi, Ascomycota, Sordariomycetes, Amphisphaeriales, Apiosporaceae. The coding region runs from base 1 to 591 and encodes 196 amino acids. The transcript has a single exon. The record is from RefSeq and is a predicted model, not a curated record.
AUGCUUGACAAGUACAUUUUUGACGGAAAUGUACCCGAAGACAAGAAGUAUGAUCCCUGGCACUCCCACCUCAUACGGGAUGGCACGGGGAUUGCGGGUUACCAGCCAACCGAUGCGGACGCCCUCGAGCAAUCUAUAGCUUCGGGGGAAAGCCAAAAGACCAAAGCGGGCGGAUUUGUCCGGCCACACGAGCACGUCGGCGAUGACGAAACCGUGGUCGACGCACCAUCCGCGGAUUUCACUUCAGCUGAACCUUUCGUCGCCGACGGCGAUGCUUGGCACGAAGAGGCUCCAGAGGAAAGUGCAGAUGAGCCCGAACUUCCAGAAGACACCCCAGCGCAGCAGCUCUUCAACCUCUGCGUGCUUUGGUUUGGCGGGCUGGGUUUCGCGAGGUUGACUGCAUACUGCAUGCUGGCGGAGCGGCGUUGGAGCGUUGAGGACCCGCCAUGGCUGACGUGGAGCAUGCUCAGCGAAUUCAUGGAGUUCUGGUUCCUGAUAACGUUCUGGGUUAGGCUAUUCGUUGUCUUCUUUCCAGAUCGGGAGGUCUCGGUCGAAAGAGAGCCGCACCCGGAACCAUGGGACGGUCGUUGA